GCCGUAGUUGCAUCUGGAAGUUGCCAUAGAGUAGUUCUGAGGUUAGGCUUUGUUCUUAGUUCCUAGGCCCGAAUCUCAUAUUUCUGGCUGCAGUUCAAGUCUAAAAGCUUGGAAACAGGGUUACAUUCAGGCUGCAGCACCCUCCGCUUGCUCUAAGACACAGCUUCGUCUUUUCACCUUCACCUUCUUUUCCUAAUGACGUCAUUAGUUUUGUGGCUUGCACACAUCGACGCGGCGUAAACCGCAUUGCGUAAACCGCAUCGACACGCCUUCUUCACCUUUGUGGCUUGCACACAUCGACGCGGCGUAAACCGCAUUGCGGCAGAACAGAAUCGUCGUCGUCGUUGUUACUUGUCAUCGACGUAGUACUUCAACCAAAGUGGCGAUAUUGCUACGGAAAACAGCGAUCUGUUACAGUUAUUGUUACGGGUCGCCGCUUUUCGCUCGACUCUGGAGGUUCGAUCAGCCCACCUGAUAGCCGUUUGCCCUCUUCCUCGCCCCUGGUUCAACGACGUGAGGAACCGUCAACUCUAGCACGAGAAGCGGGAAGUAGAGCCUUAAGAGCCGUUAUAGACCAGCCACGAGUAGGUGUUAGUCGUUUGCCAUUCGAACGCCAUUAGAAUGCCAUUAGAACGAGAAUAUAGUCGUUAGACGGAGAGUCGAAGUAUUUCCUUCAUGCUUUUUGCCUUGCGAGGCUCAUCAUGUCGGCACGGGAAGCGCGAUGGAUGGCUAGAAUGCCUACCGAGCCCACGUCCAGAUCGCGCGCGAAAUCCUCGCCCUGGUUACCGGUUUCGCCUGCCGUCGUGACGGUAUGGAGGCCUCGCGGGAAGGCUGCUACAAUACCGAGAGCGUGCGGGAGGUCCACGUCAUCACUGCAAUUGUCGCUCAUCGUGACGGUACUGCUAGCGCUGGCGGGCGGUCGAUGCCACGUGGCAGCUGUGCCUGUCGUCGCCAACGAAUGGAACGCUCUUAUUACAAUCCGAGACACCAUGGGCUUCGUGACUCCCAGCCGCAGCCCCAAGGUGUACUGGACGGCCAACGACGACUGCUCGUUCCUGUUCGGAGUCAACUGCAACGCCAACGGCAACGUGAUUGUGCUGUACCUGUUCAACGCUCUGGGAGCUGUUCCAGCAGCAAUCGGCAACCUCACUUUCCUCUCCGCUAUUACCACCACUGGGAACCUUACUUCCCUGCCUACGGAAUUCUCAAGACUAACGAAAAUGACAUUCCUAUCCAUGAGCAGGAGUGGCAUUUCCGGGCCCUUCCCAACAAUGAUCACCGCUCUUCCGAAGCUCAAAGAUGUCAAGAUGAUCAACAACUCCAUGUCAGGAGCAAUCCCACCUGCAUUCUCUGCUCUAACUAACCUAACUGUCCUCCGACUGGACACCAACAAAUUCACGGGCUCGAUUCCUGUUGGCCUUUCCAAACUCGUGGCUCUAACACAACUUAACCUGCAGGACAAUCAGCUCACUGGAUCCAUCCCUGCUGCGCUCUCCGCACUCAAGGCAUUGCAGACACUUGACCUUCGGAAAAACAAGCUGACCGGCACCAUCCCCGCUCAACUCAGUACCCUCACCAACCUAGAUGGACUCUACUUGAACGGAAACGCACUCACAGGGGCCAUCCCAAGCCAGCUCAAGACUCUCACCAACCUUCGCUUCCUCUUCCUCGACAACAAUGCCCUCACAGGCUCGAUACCUGCGUCUGUCUCCUCCUUCGCCUCCCUAGUAUACUUGAGUGCGUCCAACAACAAGCUCUCGGGCUCCUUGCCUGCCGGCCUUUCCUCUCUUGCCACGCUACAGUACCUAGGCCUGGCGAACAACACCCUAACUGGAUCUAUACCCUCCGUUCUCUCAUCCCUCGGCUCUCUAGCCAUAAUGUUCCUCAAUCGCAACUCACUCACUGGCUCGCUCCCUCUCCAACUCUCGGAGCUCACCUCCCUCUUCUCCCUCGACAUCUCUCGCAACAAGCUCAACGGCUCUCUGCCUCCCAUCUUCACCAGCAGCAUGCCGUUUCUAGGCUUCCUAGACCUCUCCUACAAUUCCUUCCUGGGCCGGCUGCCUCCCUCCCUGGCCACCUGCCAGACGCUAUACGAGCUUGACGUCAGCCACAACUACCUCAGCGGCAUCGUGAUGCCCAUCAUCAGCUCGCUGACGUCACUACAGUCACUGGACCUCUCCUCCAACUAUUUCACUGGGCCAGUCCCCCCCAUGAGCUCAGCCCUACUCGCCCAACUCUACAACGUCCAGAACAACUAUUUCUUCGGCUCGGGCAACAUUGUCGACCUCGCUGGAAAUUCCAUCUGCCCGAACGCCUCCUCUGCUGUCCAAACCUCCAAUAACUGCCUCUUAUACGCAUCAGACACGUGCACUAGCAGCACGAGCACAGGUGGUAACCCUGUUACGGUUAAUGAGCCACAGAGGACGGCAGCGGAGUGCACCAGCUUUUGCACGACGAGUUUCAAUCUGGUUACCACUGCGGGGAGUAACAGCCAGUGCACGUACGGAAUUGGGGUGUGUUUGGUGACGGCAGUGGCAGCGACAACUGGUGCGGUUACCAUCAAGUGUAACUGCACGUGGGCGGGGUCGACUCUUGCUGCUAAUGGAACUGCCUGCCUGCCUCCUCGUGACUCCCCCUCCCUCUCCACCACCUCCUCCCCCUCUUCCCCCCCAACCCCCGCCUCCUCUCCCACCUCCCUCCCCCCCACCAUCACCACCACUCCCAUCCCCUCCCCCAUCUCCCCCACCUCCCCCUCCCCCUCCGCCAUCUCCUCCACCCAAUCCUCCCCCCUCUCCCCCAUCCCCCCACCUAGUCCUCCCCCUUCCCCGCCUCCCUCCCCUCCUCCCCCUCUUCCAUCUCCUCCCCCAAGCCCCCCUCCCUUUCCCCCUCCCUCCCCUCCUCCUUCUCCCCCCCCAAGCCCUCCCCCCCUUUCCCUCCACCUUCCCCCCUCCUUCACCCCCACCUCCUCCCUCCCCUCCUCCCCCUCCGUCCCCACCUCCUCGCCCUCCUCGCCCUCCCCGUCCCCCACCAAACCCCCUCCCUCCCCCCCACCCUCACCACCCCCUCCCCCGUCUCCACCUCCCUCACCGCCUCCCCCUUCCCCUCCCCCAUCCCCGCCUCCUUCCCCCCCACCUCCUUCCCCUCCCCCAUCUCCUCCUCCUUCCCCCCCACCUCCUUCUCCUCCCCCCUCUCCCCCUUCCCCCCCACCAUCCCCACCAAAUCCACCUCCUUCCCCUCCUCCUCCUUCCCCUCCACCUCCUUCCCCUCCUCCUCCUUCCCCUCCUCCUCCUUCCCCUCCUCCUCCUUCCCCUCCACCUCCCUCCCCUCCCCCACCAUCCCCCCUCCUUCCCCUCCUUCCCCUCCUCCCCCAUCUCCUCCACCUUCUCCCCCUCCACCCUCCCCUCCUCCCUCACCUCCCCCUCCAUCCCCCCCCCCGUCACCUCCCCCGAGUCCUCCCCCCUCCCCACCCCCCUCACCUCCUCCUAGUCCUCCCCCCUCCCCUCCUCCCUCCCCCCCUCCCUCACCCCCACCUCACCCCCCUCCUUCCCCCCUCCAUCCCCUCCAUUCCCUCCCCCUUCCCCUCCACCUUAUCCUCCCCCGUCUCCCCCACCAUCCCCUCCCCCUUCCCCUCCACCUCAUCCUCCCACGUCUCCUCCACCAUCCCCUCCCCCUUCCCCUCCACCUCAUCCUCCCCCGUCUCCUCCACCAUCCCCUCCCCCUUCCCCUCCACCUCAUCCUCCCCCGUCUCCUCCACCAUCCCCUCCCCCUUCCCCUCCACCUCAUCCUCCCCCGUCUCCUCCACCAUCCCCUCCCCCUUUCCCUCCACCUCAUCCUCCCCCGUCUCCUCCACCAUCCCCUCCCCCUUCCCCUCCACCUCAUCCUCCCCCGUCUCCUCCACCAUACCCUCCCCCUUCCCCUCCACCUCGCCCUCCCCCGUCUCCCCCACCAUCCCCUCCCCCCUCUCCUCCGCCUAGGCCCCCCCCUUCACCUCCCUCCCCUCCACCACCUCCCAUGUUACCAUUAUUGGAGUGUUACAAGACAAGUCUCAACAAUAAGUGCUCUUGUUUUUGCCCCUUUUUCAACAACUGCUAUUGCUUACAAUAAUGAAUUAUGCGUAAAUGAUACUCGUGUAAAUGAUAACAUGCAACUGUCCUUCAGCAGCAUACAGUAGUUGGAAAUUGG
Molecule: messenger RNA, 4182 nt
Organism: Closterium sp. NIES-67
Lineage: Eukaryota; Viridiplantae; Streptophyta; Zygnematophyceae; Desmidiales; Closteriaceae
Source: the annotation of a GenBank genome assembly